Aspergillus puulaauensis is the source of this 1350-nucleotide messenger RNA. RefSeq names its product putative UDP-galactose transporter. The transcript has 4 exons. The coding region runs from base 1 to 1350 and encodes 449 amino acids. Lineage: Eukaryota; Fungi; Ascomycota; Eurotiomycetes; Eurotiales; Aspergillaceae. The record is from RefSeq and is a predicted model, not a curated record. Gene Ontology annotation, cellular component: Golgi membrane. Gene Ontology annotation, biological process: pyrimidine nucleotide-sugar transmembrane transport. Gene Ontology annotation, molecular function: UDP-galactose transmembrane transporter activity.
AUGGGGGAAAGUGUCCAACGACGGUCGUCUGGGCCGGGGGCCGGGGCGAGUUGGAAGCACGCUUCUUGGGUACUGUUGACGGUGCAAUACACAACAUUUGUGCUCUUGGUACACUACUCUCGAAUGAUGCCGCCCACUGGUGGCAAGCGCUAUCUCACAUCGACCGCUGUUCUCUUUAACGAGAUUGUGAAACUCGCCGUUUCCCUGACCCUGGCGUUAUACGAAGUUUCGAAAUCGGCACCUCCCUCCGUGCCCGCCACUUCGCUCCUCUCUACCCUCGCUGCGGCCGUGUUUUCCGGCGAUAGUUGGAAAUUGGCCAUCCCGGCUUCUCUUUAUACUUUGGCGAACUCGUUGCAAUAUAUUGCGCUCUCGAACCUGCCGGCAGCGACUUUCCAGGCGUCGUACCAGUUGAAGAUCAUCGUCAGCUCUGUGUUUGGUGUUGCAUUGCUGGGCAGGAGUAUUCCAUUGCGGAAGUGGGCGUUUAUACUCUUGCUUCUAGGAGGUGUUGCUCUCGUUCUUAUUCCCAUUAGUAGCUCUGAGGAGCUUUUGCUUGAGAAUGCGGCGAAGCACUUCGAUUUCCCUCGGUCUUUGGAGGAGUGGAAGUCAGUCAAGCAGGGACAGAAUUUGCAUAAGCGCUCCGCUACUUAUGAGGGCAUUGAGGAAGAUAUCCUGACCGCAACCCCGUCCAUGGACCGUGCUGUUGGCAUUCUCGCUACGCUUGGGUCUUGUGCAGCUUCUGGUCUCUCCGGGGUAUACUUUGAAAAAGUGGUGCGGGAUAGUGCGCAUUCCACAUCCCUCUGGGUCCGCAACGUGCAGAUUGCGGUCUACUCGAUCUUCCCUGCGCUGUUUAUUGGUGUGAUUUUCCUAGAUGGUGAGAAGAUUGCCAGUGGCGGGGUUUUUGACGGUUACAACUGGGUGGUUUGGAGUACGAUUAUUGUGCAAGCCAUUGGAGGGAUUGCAGCCCCGUUCUUUGCUGGACCGGCAUUUGCAGAUUCUAGGAAUGUUGCGUCGGCUACUACGAUAAUCCUGACGUCGCUGGGUAGCAUUUGGCUUUUCGAAUUUGAACCAACUAUGACUUAUCUCUUUGGUACCUUUGCGGUCCUUGUGGCUACUUAUCUCUGUGAGCUUCCAAGCUCAGAUGCUAAGCGUCCACCUCCAAUUCGCAUCGGGCGUUACGAAAAAGAAAGCAUGAGCGACGAAACUUCUCCUGCUUCUUCGUCUCCCAAGGAGAUCUCAAUUAAGCUUCCGUCAACGCCCUUUUUGAAUGCGGGCGUCUCAACCUCAAGGCCCACAUCACCCGGCGUUGCCAGGUCGGGGGCCUCGCGAUCUGCAAGUGGGGGUUACUUCUAA